Molecule: messenger RNA, 1336 nt
Organism: Dendrobium catenatum
Lineage: Eukaryota; Viridiplantae; Streptophyta; Magnoliopsida; Asparagales; Orchidaceae
Product: FCS-Like Zinc finger 8
Exons: 2
Coding region: 385-1158 (257 amino acids)
Source: RefSeq, a predicted model, not a curated record
CCAAAAGAUCGAUUUUUCUGGUCUUUUCUGUUUGCAAAUACACCAUUAACGAUUUGGACUUUCAUGUCUUCAAUUUUUGUUCCUCCAUUUUCUUUUUAGUUUGGGAAAUUUGAUCCUUUUUUUUUUUUGGAGAACAGAGAAUUUGGUUGGUGCUCGUAGUUUUAUAAUCCUGCAACCUGUAGAAAUUGGAUUCGAACUUUUCUAGGGGAUUUAUUGUAUUUUACUGGUUUCCGCCUUUCAAUUUUAUUCAUCAGAACUUCUCUAUUUCUCCUGAUGAACUUACCUUGUUCUCUGUUUCUCUUCUUGUUUGCAGCGGCUAUUAAAUCUUUAUAAUUGGGAGAGCUUAAGGAAGGAUAUUUUGAAGUUGGAAAUAGCCAUAACCUGAUGUCUGAUAAUCCAAAAACUACUAUUUUUACUGCUUUGAAGCUCAUCCGGAGCUUCUCUUCUGAGGUUAUUAGGAGCCCAACCUCCAUUCUUGAGAUCAAACCCUUCUCUGUAGCAAACCAUCCUUUCUUUUCCGAGAAAAACUGUAGAAAGCCCCAUUGGAGCAAUAAAGACUCAAGAGGCAUAGGCCUUGGCAUUAUUGAUGUUCUUAUAAAUUGCAAGUCCGAUAACAGAUCCCUGAAUUCCAGUAGUAGAAUGAUUGUAUUUGGUUCACAACUAAAGAUUCAAAUCCAUCAAGUAGAAUCCAGCUCCAAUUCUUCAACUGGGUCAGUUGAGUCUCCUUACUCUCCUAUAGAAUUUGGUAUCAAGAACAAAGAUUCACAACUUGCUCUGCUCUCUCCUCCUGAUCUGAGCAUCGAAGAUCUUCCACCUUCUCCUGAAUUUUUGACGAGGGAAAUUGAGCUUUUGGAGGAAUAUACCUGUGUGAUCUCUCACGGUCCGAAUCCAAAGAAAACUCAUAUCUUUGACAACUGUAUUAUGGAGAACUCUGAUAAUGGCUUUGCUAUGUGGAAGAAGGAGAACAGAGAAUUCUCUGACAAGAGCUCAGAUUACCCUUCUGCUGAUUUCUUAAGUUUUUGCCAUGCUUGCAAGAAGACGCUUGUGUGCGAAGACAUUUUCAUGUACAGAGGUGAGAUAGCAUUCUGCAGCCGUGAAUGCCGCCAGCAGGAGAUGAUCUCUGAUGAUGAACUGAGAAGCACUUCAAAGAAAUUUUAGAUCCAUUAUAGGGUUAAAUCUUAUGUGGAUGAGAAAUAUUUUCUUUAUUAUUAUUUUUUCCUUUUUUCUUUUUAAUUUUUGAUUGUGUAGUAAUUUGAUUGUUUGGUGAUGUUGUCAAUUUAUUAAGAGGAUUGCAUCAUUGAAAAUUGGUUUUAAAUUAAAGCUUCUAUUGGGAUAA